Messenger RNA from Argiope bruennichi, 3998 nucleotides. Its product is annotated as cubilin-like. Gene Ontology annotation, cellular component: plasma membrane. Bases 474 to 2747 code for a protein of 757 amino acids. The record is from RefSeq and is a predicted model, not a curated record. Lineage: Eukaryota; Metazoa; Arthropoda; Arachnida; Araneae; Araneidae. Gene Ontology annotation, molecular function: protein binding. The transcript is spliced from 16 exons.
UCUACGAGAUCCCUGGGUUCUCAUUUCGCACCACCAUGUUGCUAGUUGCCGUUGGAUUCAUCCUUAUCCUUCUCAUCGUCUUCCUCAUUGUCAUAGUUGUUUACAUGCAGACCACUUGAGGAAUGCCAUGAAGGAACGGGAAAAAUUUGGAGAAAUUUGCCCCCCGAAUUUCAGAGGAGAGAAGUUUAAAGAGUUUUAGAGAUACGCCAUCUAUCUUUACGGCUGGACCAUACUCACCUGGGUGCUUUUGUAUUAAACUCUUUUCUUUUUCUCCUCUCUCAGAAAGAACUUCCGACGAACUCCCAUUUUUGAAGAGUGGUGCGUUUAAUUUUCAGUGUCAAAGACCUUAACCGAAAAUUGAGAGCACCACUGCCGUUGCGACUCUUCAACCAUUGGAUGAGGAUGGUGCAAAAUGUGACCGAACUUUCGUAAGCAGCGAAGGCUCGAAGAAUGGCACUUUCAGCGCCCCUUUUAUGAUCAACCACCAAAACUAUUCGAGGCAGUGCAUUUACACCUUCAUUGCGACCGAAGAUGAAAGAGUGCAGAUCACAUUCACACAUUUUGCUCUCAGAGGUGCCAAACCUAUGUGUAACCACGAAUACAUCGACUUGUAUAUGGAGAUCGAAGAUCCGUCUGUGGAGCUGAUACGGACUCCCUUUGGAGGUCGUAUCUGUGGCAGAAAUAUCCCCGUCUCCCGUAUAUCCAUGUACGAAACACUCGUCCUGGCCUUUUACACAGAUAGAACUCGAGUGACACCUCAGUUAUUCGGAGGCACCUAUGAGUUUAUAGAUGCAGCGCAGUACGUUAUGGGCACACCAACACCCAAUACUGUGUGCAGCUAUACAGUGUAUAGUGAUCAGAAGAGAGAAGGUGAUAUGAUGUCUCCAACCUAUCCUGGUGUAUACCCCAAAAACCUCCGCUGCAGUUAUAAUUUUUUCGGGAAGCGAGGCCAAAGACUCAGGCUGGAAUUUAUGGAUUUUGAUCUCCUCUACGGAGGUCCACACUGUCCCUUCGAUUUUGUAAAAAUAUACGAUGGUGAAUCCGAAGAAUAUCCCCUCAUCAACACGUAUUGCGGGCAGCAGCGGAAUUUAGUUGUGUUUUCUUCCUCCGAAAAUCUCUAUGUGAAAUUCGUGACCCUUCAAAGAAAUGCAGAUAAUUCUAAUAGAGGAUUUAAAGCAGCAUAUGAAUUCAGUGAAAGAUUUGUUAGCUUAGAUUUUAUCAGCAAGACGGACGGAGAGCACAUUCGAGGAACACAGUGUGACCAGAAAAUCCUUAGUAAACGAGGUUCCAGUGGAUUGGUCUGCUCUCCAAAUUACCCUUAUCCUUACCACCCCGAUGUUAUUUGUCGCUAUUACAUAUAUGGGAUGCAAGACGCUCAGAGACUGGAAAGAGUUCGGCUGAAGUUUGAAAAGUUUGAAAUACCAUCGACUACCCCGACCUGCACAGAAGGAUUUCUCAGAAUUUAUUUGCAAGGACAAGAGGAGCGUUAUGCUUUAGAUGAAUUCGACCAUAAUUUGUGCGGCCAAGAUUUACCGCCGAGCUUAAAAUCAGAAGGACCUCGACUGGUGAUGAUUUUUAAAAGUGGCUCGACACAAGGGCAAGGAUUCAAGGCCCAAUAUCACUUCGAAGCAGAUUACCAAGUGCCUGGUACUGCGUCUCCGAACGGAUCAUGCCAAUUCUUCUAUCGCAGUGAAAGUCAAAAAUUCGGGGAUUUCAACUCACCCCACUAUCCGGCCAAUUACCCAUCUUCGAUACAGUGCGAAUAUUAUUUCCUUGGUCUCCAAGGAGAGCAAGUCAACUUGGUCUUCAAUUACUUCAAGACCAAAAUGGACGUAGAAGCUUAUGGAUACAAUGAGAUCUGUCAGGAGGAUUGGCUCGAAAUUUACGAAGUGUGGCCAUCGGGACGCGAACGCAAACUGGGUCGGUACUGUGGUCGAACCGCUCCGGGACCGAUUAUGUCUGCUCUUGGCGUGGACACUGUGAAGGUCCUCCUUCACACGGACGACAAGAAUGUGGCUUCAGGAUUUACGGCCACCUACGAAUUCUUCCCUGCAGAUACGCGAUACGUUGAUUGUGGUCGCAAUAUCUCUGAGCUUACUGAGGGUGUUCUCCUGAGUCCUGGGUUCCCCGGUUCAUAUUCGCCGAGUCUCCAAGUUUGUAAUUGGUUCAUCACCGUCCGACCCCACCACAGAAUCCUCCUCUCCUUUGUUUUCUUUCAAAUCGAAGGGGAUCCAGAGCGUCGCGGAUGUCCAGGUGCUGUUGUCAGAGUUUAUCCAGAAUUGAGUGAACCUCCGAUGGAGCUGUGCGGUGAAUCUUUAGCCAAUCACAGCAGGGAGAUCUUAUCAUCCAGUAACAUCAUGAAAAUAUCAUUUGUGACAGCGGAUAAGGCGGUAGGGGCUAAAGGUUUCCAAGCCACGUGGACGGAAAUAAAAGAAGGAACGAAAUGCGAUCAAUUUCAGUGCAGUACGAGUAAAUAUUGCGUAGCCGAGAGUGCCAAAUGUAACUCACUACCAAAUUGUGGUCUCGACGACUAUUCGGAUGAGGUAGAUUGUCUUGCAAUUCAUGGUAUCGACAUCCAUUUAAUUAUCGGGCUAUCAUUUGGUGGGGCAAUUAUAACUGUUAUCACCAUGUGCGCUAUCUUCCACCGCAAAUGCAAGCGACGGCGGACUCCAUCUGAUACCCAACACCAUAGAAAUCAGCCAAAGAUGGCUGCCACACCGCACAUCGCAAUACAGGACCAUGUCUGAAGCACACGACGUCAUCUGCCCACACUUGAAUGCGAAUUCGUCGCAAGGCGAAUCUUCUCGUGCAGCUAAGUUGAGAUAGUCCUUCUCGAAGUGUAUUGGCUAUAAGAUAGAUUCACUUGUAAAAGGUGAAGGACCAUUGGUCGGAUAUCCUUAGGAGCUGUUCUCUCCGUAAAUCUUCAGUUUUCACCAACGAGGAAUGGUAAAGUGAUUUUUAAAGGGACGUCCACUGACUGUAUACAGGUUACUGGUGAGACUGGAUAAAGAUAAAAAUAGGGUUGUUGUCUGUAAAUUCUAUUUUAUAUGAUUGCAUAUUUGAAAAAAAAAUACAUAUUAGAGUUCCGUUUUUAGACUAUCUCUGAAAAGAGAAUUGUUGCGAGUCAAAAUAAUGUGUCCUAAUCAUCAUAUAUUUGUCAUUUUGAUACUGUAAAAAAAGUGGUUUGCUAUUAACGUACAAAUCGACGUGGUCUUAAAAUCGAACGGAAAAUGUAACAAUUCCUCACCUUGCAAUUCCUACUUGGCUUUAUCGAAUUUGUAUUCGUCUUGUUGAUGUGGUUAUACAAAUUUUAUUAUAUAAGAAUUAAUAAGAUUAAUUCAGCCAAAUAUUAUAUUAAUGCUGAUAAAAAUGCAUUUUUAAAAAGGCUUAUAGCAUAUGAGCUGUGUUUAAAUGAAGAAAAUCUAUGUCUUCUUUUUGAAAAUGAGUUUAUGUAGGCAAAAAGAUAUUUAGAUCAAAUUAAGGCAGCAGAAAAAUUAUUUUAGUUUACAGACGAAUCAAAAAAUCUUGUCUUAUAAGUUUAACACAAAAAAAAAAAUAUUUUAUAUAAUGUUUUUUUUUAAGUUAUGAUUUAAAGUGUUAUUUUUAAAAUAUUACCGUAUGCAUCAAAAUUCUGCCAAUGCAAUAAUAUUUCUUCACUUAAAAAAAUAUGCAGGAAACUUAAUAAAAGAAAACUGAGUACUUAGGUCUGAAGCCUUUUAAAUGCAGACAAGAAAAGUUAUUAUUAAAAUCAUUUCAAUGAAUUGAAAACUACAUGAAUCUUUAAAAAAACAACACUACUAUAAAUUUAUUUAAGGCCUUGCCUUUCCUAAAGAGAAACAUUAAAAAAAUAAAACAUAAAUUUGAAAAAUCUGAUCUACAGUUAAAAACUUUUUAACUGUAACUACAUAACCAUGAUUGCAAUUAUCGACCGAAAAACUGGAAACAAGAGAUUUAAAAUAAUUUUUAAAUAAUACCAUUUGGGAUUUUGAAAAUUUAUC